ACAUAAUAUUACUUUUUAACCAGAAUCCAUCUCCAUCGGCUUUGUUUGACAGCUCUUUGUUUAUGUUUUGGAUAAAUCAGCGCUUCGUUAUAGCAUGGCAGAAAAACAGUUUUCGAUGAAUCGGAAGGAGUGGAGAAAAUUCUUCAAAAAACAACGCCGCAAACGAAUUCGUCAGAAGUUGGCUCAGGUACGGGAUCAGGCAGAAGCGGAGAGGUUGACCAAUCCAAAUUAUCUUGCGUACCUUCGCGAAAAGGAGCUCCUUGAGAACGAAGAACGGGAACGGCAGGAGGAACGAAGCCGAUAUGAGAAUGCUCUGUGGGUGGACCAGGAAAAGCAAGCCCAGCAGACGUUCCAGGAAAAACAGAGGCAGUUUGAACAGGCGAACCGCGAAGAAAAUGAAAAAAGGGAACGCAUUCGGAAGGAGUUCGAAGAGCAUGAAAGGAAAGCACGAGAAGCCAUCGCGGAGAAAGAAAGAUUGCUAGAGGAAUAUCGAAAGAAGCAACAGGAGAGAGAACGUAUGCUGGCAGAGUUUUUAGUUGGAAUAGAUGAUCAUGCUGCGGUUCUGAAGGAGAUGAACCACACCAGACCAAGUCAAAAUCCGUGCACAUUCUUCGCGAAAACCGGUGCCUGUCGCUACAACGCAAGAUGUUCUUCUAAUCACUCAAUCCCUGGUUUGAGCGAGUUCUUGCUGAUACCAAACUUUUUUACCCACCCUGCUUUGGAUGAUCAGCGGCAUCCCGAGUACGGAAACGAUUCGGGUAUAGAAUUUGAUGACGACGAUCUAUAUAAUUGCUUCCGUGAAUUUUUCCUCGAUGUUAUGGAAGAGUUUGAAACGUUUGGAUCAAUUGAGAAGGUGUUCGUGUGUCGCAACUUCGAACCUCACCUGAGGGGCAAUGUUUACAUACAAUAUGCAGAUAUGAGAAGCGCAGCUCGAGCCUACCAAAGAAUGAACGGACGGUUUUAUGCAUCCAGGCAGCUUCGUGUAGAAUUCCGUGCACCGAUAACAUGGACCUCUGCUGUUUGUGGUAAAUUGAUCAAAUAUGGUUUAAGUGAAGUAAACAAUGUUACAACAAACAUGCGAAUGACACCAAUUUGCCGUUCAUAGGGUUAUUUGAGCAAUCGCGGUGUCAAAAAGGAAGAUCAUGUAACUAUUUGCAUCUGUUCGUCAAUCCUGGCAAUAGAUACCGAUACGAUCACAACAAAGAGCUGCAAUCUGUUCGAGCUUCCGCCAUCCGCAGCAGAAUGACGCAGCGGA
Messenger RNA from Toxorhynchites rutilus septentrionalis, 1255 nucleotides. Its product is annotated as U2 small nuclear ribonucleoprotein auxiliary factor 35 kDa subunit-related protein 2. The record is from RefSeq and is a predicted model, not a curated record. The transcript is spliced from 5 exons. Gene Ontology annotation, cellular component: U2AF complex; spliceosomal complex. Gene Ontology annotation, biological process: mRNA splicing, via spliceosome. Bases 95 to 1105 code for a protein of 336 amino acids. NCBI's taxonomy places the organism in Eukaryota, Metazoa, Arthropoda, Insecta, Diptera, Culicidae. Gene Ontology annotation, molecular function: metal ion binding; pre-mRNA 3'-splice site binding.